AUGAUCUUCAGAAAAGUAGGAGAAGAGGCGUUGUAUGUGAACCCUGCAGACUGCUACAGCAUCCACUGGCCCGUCUGCAGGGGACACCUGAACAUCCACAGCGGGCCGGGCGGCUCUCUCACCGCUGCGCUGGCGGACCUGGAGACCAUCUGGUCUCACGCUCUACAGAAACUUCUAGAAAUCCCGCUGAAGGAUCUGAAGUAUUACAGAUGCAUCCUUCUGAUCCCAGACAUCUGUAACAGGCAGCACGUGAAGGAAGUUGUCAACAUGCUGCUGGUUAAAAUGGGCUUCUCAGCUGUGGUGGUGCAUCAGGAGUCGGUGUGUGUGACCUUUGGCAGCGGUCUGAGCAGUGCGUGUGUGGUGGAUGUUGGCGACCAGAAGACCAGCGUGUGCUGCGUCGAGGACGGCGUGUCCCACCGCAGCUCCAGGUUGUGUCUUGCGUACGGAGGCUCGGAUGUGACGCGGUGUUUUUUCUGGCUCAUGCAGAGAGCUGGAUUUCCCUAUAGAGAAUGUCAACUCAGCAGCAAACUGGACUGUAUGUUACUGCAGCAGCUCAAAGAGUCCUUCUGCCAUCUGGAUCAGGAUAUUUCUGGGCUGCAAGAUCACGAGUUUCGCACACGUUUCCCUGAUUCCCCAGUGCUGCUGUAUCAGCUACGAUUAGGAGAUGAGAAACUCCAGGCUCCCAUGGCAUUAUUCUACCCUGCUGCGUUUGGGAUAGUGGGGCAGAAGAUGACAUCGCUGCUGCAUCGCUCUCAAGGAGACGCAGAGGAUCCACAUGAUGAGCACUUCCUCCUGACCACACAGAGCAAACAAGACCAGUCUUCUAAAGCCACGACAGACCGCAAAUUAUUCCCUAAGCCUGCUGGGUUUGAGGGGGAAUCCAACAUGUGCGACCCAUCGGAGAAGGGAAAUCUGACUCAGGAUUUGGAUUUGAGUCACGCUCAAGCCGAGUGCCUCGUCGGUGGGGCGGAUGCAGAAGAAACAUCGUCAGCUCUGUUGUCCCGGAAGACGGCCAUGACUCAGUUUGAGGGAAAAGCACUUGGCGUGGAUAAAGCCAUCUUACACAGCAUUGACUCCUGCGCCUCAGAUGAAACGAAGCGUAAGAUGUACAGCUGUAUUCUGGUAGUUGGUGGCGGGCUGCUGUUUCUCGGAGCACAAGAGUUUCUGCAGCAUCGCGUCCUCCAUAAGAUGCCUCCAUCUUUCCGUCGUCUGGUGGAGAACGUCGAUGUCAUCACACGACCAAAGGACAUGGAUCCUCGUGUGAUAGCGUGGAAGGGUGGAGCAGUGCUGGCGUGUUUGGACACCACUCAGGAGCUCUGGAUUCACCAGCGAGAGUGGCAGCGCUUCGGUGUGCGGAUGCUCCGUGAGCGGGCCACCUUUGUCUGGUGAUCCCAGACGACACGAGCCAUGCCUUCAUGGAUCUAAUCUGUUUCCUUCUUAUGUUUGGGACAUGUCAAUCUGGCAGUGUAAUGAUAUAAACAAUGUAAAGGUUGAACAAUCAUCUUGCAAAUAAUUUGUUUAGGAUGAUAAUAAUAACCAUAGUAGAUGUUUAUGAAUAAACAGUGGCAGUUUUUCAU
This is a messenger RNA of Sinocyclocheilus rhinocerous, 1577 nucleotides long. Its product is annotated as actin-related protein 8. The record is from RefSeq and is a predicted model, not a curated record. NCBI's taxonomy places the organism in Eukaryota, Metazoa, Chordata, Actinopteri, Cypriniformes, Cyprinidae. The transcript has 10 exons. The coding region runs from base 1 to 1389 and encodes 462 amino acids.